AUUUAUUUAACCUGGCGCACAAGUAAACCAUAUUUAUAUAAGUUUUUGGCGAAGUUGUGAAAUUAAAGUGUUUUAGCCAAAAGCGCGCAAGCCAAUCAGUUUGAAACGGAUUUCUAAAAUGCUGGAAACUGAGGUGCGGCAACAACCCAAGCUCAAUGGAUCCUCAUCCAAUGACAAGGACUUUGAUCCGUAUGUUUGCUCUCUGAGCGCUGACCUGAAGGCGGUGGCCUGGGAGGAGCUGCACGAGGAUGAGAAUAUACGGCGACAGGCCUUGGCUCAGUUCCGCGAGUGGAUUGCCAAGCAUCCGCACAUCAAGAAGUGCCGCACUGAUGCGAUCUUCCUGCUGCGUUUUCUGCGCACCAAGAAAUUCUCAGUGCCCGCUGCUUGCGAGAUGCUCGAGCGCUAUCUGACCAUUCGCCAGUUGUAUCCCCAAUGGUUCCAGAAACUGGACAUCAAUGAUCCGGCCAUCAAUGAGAUCUUCGAUGCCGGGUAUUUGGUGCCGCUGCCGCAGCGCGACGCGACCGGGCGUCAGGUGAUCUUCUCGGUGGCCGCCAAGUUCGAUCCCUACAAGUUCACAUCGGUGCAGAUGGCGCGCGUGCACAGCCUGAUCUGUGAGUCGCUGCUGGACGAAGAGGACUCGCAGGUGUCGGGCUAUGUCUAUGUGAACGACGAGAGCGGCAUGAACAUGGGCUUCGUGAGUCUCUGGUCGCUGACCGAUCUGCGCAGCAUCAUGAAGUGCAUUCAGAACUCGACGCCCAUGCGCCACAAAGAGACACACUUUGUCAAUAUACCCCACUAUGCCAAUCGCAUCAUUGAGCUGGGCGUGUCCAUGCUCAGCGACAAGCUGAAGAAGCGCAUCAUUGUGCACAAGAACGUGGACGCAUUGAAGACAAAGAUGGAUCCAGCCAUUUUGCCCAAGGAAUACGGCGGCACUGUUCCCAUCGCCGACAUGAUACGCGAGUUCAAGGCUAAGCUGCUGCAGCGCCGCGCUGCGAUCCUCGCCUUGGACGACAUGCACAUCGAGAUCACCAAGGAGGCGGCCAACUUUGCGGGCAACGACGUGGGCGACAUUGAUGCCGGCGUCGUGGGUAGCUUUAGGAAACUGGAGGUGGACUAGUUUUAAUGUCCAGUUGGGCUUUAGAUUAGGCUAGGCUAGGUCAGAAUACCAUUGAGACAUUUGACAACACACACACACACAAACACAUACACAUACACAGUCGAAAGGCAAUCAAAAUUAAUUCGCCUUUUGGCAGCAUAAAUCCUAAAUUAUAAAUAUACAAUUAUUUACGGCCGGGACUGCAGCAUCAAAUUUGGCACAGACAUAGACAGGUACCGGAAUCUGAAGUUGUAGUUAAUAGUUGUUUCUAGUUAUAUACACAUACACACACACACACACACACACACCCACACAUGUACACAAACAUAUUCAUGCACACCUCUAUUGUGUGCAUGCAUGCUAUUUAAAUAUAUUUACCUUGUUCAAAUGA
Messenger RNA from Drosophila navojoa, 1487 nucleotides. Its product is annotated as clavesin-1. Gene Ontology annotation, cellular component: membrane. Gene Ontology annotation, molecular function: phosphatidylinositol bisphosphate binding. Lineage: Eukaryota; Metazoa; Arthropoda; Insecta; Diptera; Drosophilidae. The record is from RefSeq and is a predicted model, not a curated record.